Messenger RNA from Suillus clintonianus, 927 nucleotides. RefSeq names its product AP-2 complex subunit mu-domain containing protein. The record is from RefSeq and is a predicted model, not a curated record. Gene Ontology annotation, biological process: intracellular protein transport; endocytosis. The transcript is spliced from 7 exons. Gene Ontology annotation, cellular component: clathrin adaptor complex; cytoplasmic vesicle. The annotation marks the transcript as partial. NCBI's taxonomy places the organism in Eukaryota, Fungi, Basidiomycota, Agaricomycetes, Boletales, Suillaceae.
GUAGACCCAGUUAUAUACGUUGGGGAGCUAUCGUGUUCCAGUGCGUGCUGCCAUGUCGAGGUUGGCGAGAUGAGAUUCAUUGCGACCAUCAGUGGAGAUGUGGAUCCCCUCAUCGCGUUCGCCUUUCUCCACGUCUUCAUUGAAAUACUCCGCGACUACUUCGGCAUAGUCAGCGUAGCAACUCUCAAGGACAACUUUGACAUUGUAUACCAACUUCUUGAGGAAACGCUCGAUUCAUCUGGACAUCCACUGACAACCUCACCGAACGUGUUGAGCGAUAUAGUACUCUCGCCUUCCUUAAUCUCGAAGCUUCUCGCUUCGGUAUCACCAGCUACUCCAGGAGUUCCAAGCGCGAGACAAGGAGGCUAUGGAGCUUUUUCAUCGCCGAUACCAUGGUGUAAAGCUGGGGCUCGACAUAAUCACAAUGAGAUCCUUUUUGACGUUGUCGAAGAAAUGCGAGGCAUAGUCGGCAACACAACGUUAGUGAGCAACGUGUUUGGUAAAAUUGAGAGCAAUGCGAAACUUUCCGGGACACCCGACCGGACAUUGACAUUCACGAAUGCAAAUGUGAUGACAGAGUGCGCGUUUCAUCCAUGUGUGCGGUUACAGAAAUGGACACGCGACAAUGCCUUAUCUUUUGUACCUCCUGAGGGCCGGUUCAUUCUUGCAGACUAUCAGUAUAGACCACUACAAAGCGCGCUCAUCAGCAACGUGCCCAUACCACUUUCCCUCAAAGCGAAUAUGGACAUGGGAGAGUUUGGCGGAACAUUUGCACUCACGCUGACCUCCCGCUUGAUAAAAGUGAUGGAGAAUCUAGAGCUGAAAUUCUAUCUCGGAGAAGACGCGACUAACGCGCAGUGCACAAUGUCAAGUGCUGGUUCAAGCGUAGGAUCUGUGGGAAGCGCAGAUGGAUCAUGGGCAUUUGAC